Messenger RNA from Sycon ciliatum, 2013 nucleotides. RefSeq lists its product as uncharacterized. The coding region runs from base 240 to 1067 and encodes 275 amino acids. The transcript has 3 exons. Lineage: Eukaryota; Metazoa; Porifera; Calcarea; Leucosolenida; Sycettidae. The record is from RefSeq and is a predicted model, not a curated record.
AGGGCAAUGGGUCUGGGUGAAGCACAGGAAUGACAUCUCUUUCUCUUUCGCUUUCAAAGCCUUCGUAUCUGCUGUCAGUAUUAUAAUUAUCAGGCAGGGAGCAAGGGAAGUCUCACGGCUGUAGUGUUGAUGGUGUGUUUGGACAAGAACACGACCAGGCUCAACUGGAAGUAGUGGAGGCGAGUGAGUGCAGCGCCACAGAGGUCAAAGUUUUCGACCCCGGGUUCAAGCUGGUCAGAAUGGCCAAAAGACGAGAUGAGAAGCCAGCAGGCCUGUUGAGCCGUGUGGGCUUCGGUAACAUCCUCCGAAUCAUCAUCUUGCUAUGCAUUGCUGGUACAGCUUCGGUGCACAUUGCCUGCAUCGUGCUGCCCAACUGGUGGAAAUUAGACUAUGAUCAUGUCGUGGCCAGGGACAGUGUUCUGCGGAUUUACCAGCUCAAUGGCGGAUUGUGGCGAAUGUGCCAGCUCUACGAGGACGAUGCACCGCUGUUUCUGCUCGAGUCGCGCACCAAAUCGUGCUUCUAUUACGGGCAAGAAGGCAACAACCAGCAUCUCAUAGGAUAUGUCCCUCACGUGGAAAACUGGCAUGUGCGGCAGACGCGAGGCUGCCUGAUCAUGAGCGUGAUUCUCAACUUUAUCAACAGCAUCCUGGUGGCGGUGGCGUGCAAGGUGCACCGCAAGCGCAUCGUGAUGAUGAUCGUGUUCCUGAUGCAACUUGCCCAAUGUUUCCUGAUAGCUGGUGCACUGGUCACGGCACACAACUGGAUAACGGCCGGUACGUGGAGAGAUUUUAACGAGUACGACUUCUGCUUCUGGUGGUCGUGCUACUUGCUGGGCCCGUACUUCUGCCUCUCGCUCAUGUCCCUGUGGAGUGCCUGCACGUCUAGGACACACAGCCUGGUGCAGCGUGAGAGCGAUGAUGAUAGCACCGACGUACACGAUGAUGAUGAUGAGGGAUUCUCGGCAACCGGUGCCCAUGAAAGCAAGCCUGUUGAGCUGGAUGAUGUACGCCCGAGCAACAAGAAACCAGUGGUCAUGGUCGACACCAUCGAGUCGGCUCAAGUGUAAUCCACCUUCCAGCCGUCUACUUCCCAGCUGAUCAUCAUGAUGGUACUCCUUCACUGUGAUCAUUAUCUUUUUUACCUGUAUGACAUCAUUGCAUUUCACUAUGAUGUCACUGCUGACGUCAUGCCCUAAGCACCCAGGCAGGGUAAUGAGAGGAUCAUUGACAUGAACAUGCAUUCCCUGAUCUCUGGUCAUGAUACUGUGUAUGCUGAGCUCUGCUAAGAAGACUGUUACUACAUUGUACAUUGUACUAACGGUACUACAUUGUACAUUGUACUAACGUUACUAAUACUUCUUGUGGUGUGUUUAGUCUGUAAAGGCCAUGGGUAAAUUACCAGUAAGAAUUGAUUCUAGGUUUUUUAAAAGUAAGUUUUACAUGUACAUCCAGCAGCAUGUAUGCAGGCUUGCAGAGAUUCUAGGUUUUGCAGCAUGUGACCGCACAGCAUAGAUAAGAGAUGGAUAGUAUUACUCCUAGUCAGCGCCGCUUGCUUUGCUUGAGCCCGGCCGUGCUCGAUCAUCUGUCGCAUGCAUUGCCGCGUCUUACCCCAAUGAUUAUGCCCAUGCAUGGCAGUUGAACCCUAGGCCCUCAUUUGUCCGAAUCUGUCUAUUCAGUUACUUCAAAGUACUUUGAUUUAUAUCAUGGCUACCAUUCUCCUAGCCGACCCAGGCUGUGGCCUGGGUUGGAUUCAGGGCUUCAGCAACAUCUUUCCGUCAUCGUUUAUUUUCUCGCUUUGUAUGCCAAUACCUGUAACUUGUGUAAGUAUUGUGAGCGAUUAAAAAAAAGUAAAAGUAAAUUAUCGUAUCCGUUCCCGAAGGGAACUCACGACGGCCGCUAACACCCGAUGUGAGCGAUUAGUAUCCAGAGAAAGCCGCCACUAUAGGUACUUUCUUCCGGCAAUUUGCAUGGUUUUAAAACAAUUUUGGUGUACAUGUCCAUACUGGUAUGUUA